CAGCUGGAAAGAGAUGAUGGAACGUCCAUGGAAGAGAAUCCAUGGAGGUAUAUAAGGGUUUAAGCCCCCCUCGUACAAAGAGGCAAACUGUCACAAAAGUUCAGAGAGAAUUAGGAGAACUGCAGCAAACUCGAAGCUAGUUCAAACUAGUGGGAGGUUGUCUGCAAAUGGCUCGUGGAAAGGUUCAGCUGAAGCGGAUUGAGAACCCGGUGCACCGGCAGGUUACCUUCUGCAAGCGCCGAGCAGGGCUUCUUAAGAAGGCCAAGGAGCUCUCCGUGCUCUGUGAUGCAGAAGUUGGAGUUGUCAUUUUCUCCUCCCAUGGAAAGCUCUACGAACUCACCACCAAAGGAACCAUGCAAGGACUAAUCGAGAGGUACAUGAAAUCUACCCGAGGGGCUCAGCCUGACGCACCCAUUGAAACGCCACCUCUGGAUGCAAACGAGGAAAUUACCAUGCUGAAACAAGAGAUUGAAAUACUUCAAAAAGGCCUCAGGUAUAUGUUUGGAGGUGGUGCUGGGACAAUGCCUUUGGAAGAAUUAGUUGUGCUUGAAAAGCAUCUUGAGAUUUGGAUUCGUAACAUACGCUCAACAAAGGUGAACAUAAUGUGCCAAGAGAUUCAACUUUUAAGAAACAAGGAAGAAAUGAUGAAAGUUGCAAAUAAGUAUCUCCAAGAUAAGAUAGAAGAAUACACUGCCGUGCCUGACUUUGCACCAAUUACCACUAAUUUUUCAUACCCACUAACAAUACAAAAUGAAAUAUUUCAGUGUUAGGAUUUGCUCUAUAGUAGACCAAUCAUAGAGCAUUCUUCCUAUUAUCUAAGAAGGGUUUUAAGUUAUUUAUUUUAAGGUGUGUCGAGUGAGUUAGAAACUUCAUGAACGUUUGUACUCAUAGUUUUCUAGGUUGUUUACAAUAUCGCAUGCAAGUCAAUGUAAUUCUCUGAUAAAGGGUUCCAUCCUAGUACUAUUAUUUUAACUUGAUUGUAAGUAUUAUGGUGUCGUUUGCU
Molecule: messenger RNA, 1003 nt
Organism: Alnus glutinosa
Lineage: Eukaryota; Viridiplantae; Streptophyta; Magnoliopsida; Fagales; Betulaceae
Product: agamous-like MADS-box protein AGL12
Exons: 7
Coding region: 168-770 (200 amino acids)
Biological process (GO): positive regulation of transcription by RNA polymerase II
Cellular component (GO): nucleus
Molecular function (GO): protein dimerization activity; DNA-binding transcription factor activity, RNA polymerase II-specific; RNA polymerase II cis-regulatory region sequence-specific DNA binding
Source: RefSeq, a predicted model, not a curated record